AGUGUGACCGUGAAGGUCCAGUCGCCUAAAUGCAUUUCUGCAUCUAUAUUAAAUAAUUCAAAACGCAUACGUUAUGCAAAUUAUAGCUAAUAGCUUUUUAUAGGUUUGUUAAUAAUUAUUAAAUAUUAACGGUUGUUCCCCUUAUAUUGGGGAACCUCGCCAGGGGCUGAGACAUCCUUCUUAUUAUUUUAUUUCUAAACGAGAUAAGAUGGGAGGAUUUGGAAUUAAAUGAAAUAUAUAUAUAUAAAAUAUACAUUGAAUUCGCAAGCGAAAUCGGUCUAUAAAGGACACAUAUCUCCAACCACUUCCGCCGGACUCGCCGCCAGUCGUGCCAGGGAAGUACUUGCUUUUUUUCUCCUGAUCCUGAAAGGCGUCGAACCCGCGACCUGUUAAUUUUAUUUUAUUUGCGUUUUUUUUUAUUAUUAGUCAACUUAGUAUUUUCUUAGAAGUAUUUAUAUUAGUUUAUUUUUUUAUAAGCAGUAUUAUUAAAUAUCUCUUUAGAAAAGUACUUAUAUUAGUCUAGUUUUAUAAGUAGUGUUAUUAAACAUUGUAAAAAAAAUUGUUGUUAUUAUUUAUUUAUUAUCAAAUAAAAUAAUAACGUGACAUUGGCGCCUCAACUCGGUUAUUCAGGAUCAGGAAUUUUAGUGGUGUGUGCGUGUAUAUUGUAAACCUUUUGUUUUUUUUUUAUGACUUUUAUUUUGCCUUUUAUACUUUUGCAACUGCAGUGUAUAUAAUGUUUUAAUUUUAGUGGUAUCCUUAUUGUGUCUAAUUUGUAUACGUACAAAAAUAAAAUAUUUUGGUUUUAUUAAUAUAUUUAAUAAUAAGCUUUAUUAAAGCAAAUAUAUACUACAGUUGCACCCUAUUGUUGCAUUUUUUUUUCUCUUUAUUUUUUUUGCUUUCCCGUGUAGUAAUUUUUACGAGCAUCCUUAAAAAAAAAACUUAGGGGAUUACUAUUACCAAAAUUGUAACAGGACGGAGGAUUCUUACUUAAACAAAUUAGUUUUAUUGUAUAAUUAUAGAAUUUUAAACCUGCUCACAUAAACCUAGUAUAAGGAUUUUCUUAGACUUCUUAAAUUAUGUCAUACGAAAUUCAAUUUUUGUCCUUACAAAAAAACGAACUAAGCUAUGAGGUGGCCAUUAGAGGCGGCACACCCGGAGAAAACGUUCAAGAAUUACGCAGGCAGAUAGUCAAAUUAGCCAAUGUGAUGCCUUCGGAUGAUAUUAUUGAAUCUGGGUUUGAGUUUUCUGUAGACGUAGAGGGCAUCCGCGAAAGCCUUAUUAAAGUAGAAACGAAUUUAAAAACAUUAUCAGUGAAAUAUGAUAAAAAUUUAUAUAAACGUACUCAAAACUUACUUAACCAUCUAUUUCAUAGGAUUCAACGUCUGGAUGCUGUAGAUAAAAAGUCUACAGAUAUUCUAGAAAGCCUCAGGCUCAAGCUAAAUACAAAUUUUAAAAACUUAGAACAUCUUAAGCCUGAUACUGAUUCCUCAUCUGAAUUUACAGAUGCUCUUACAAUUACACCGUCCCCUAUUGUUGUUACAUGUGAUCGAGCUCAUUCUUCGGACUUAACUAGUAUUAAGUUUGAUGGAAAAACGUGCGUACUUUCGUUUGUCCAACGUAUAAACGACUAUAUAACAGCCCGUGGUAUUCCCUCUUCUAAAAUUAUAGAUUUUGGAACAGAAAUUUUCGUUGGUGAUGCUUUACACUGGUUUCGCAGUGUAAGAUCACAUGUUACGUCUUGGGAUAGAUUAUGCGAAUUACUGAAGGAUGUUUUUGUUAUUCCUGAUCAUGAUUAUCGCUUAUUAGACGAGAUAAAAGCUCGUACGCAAGGUGAAACUGAGAAUAUUACUAUUUACCUAGCCAUUAUGUCAGGCAUGUUUUCCCGUUUAUUUAAAAAACCUUCGGAGGAAGAUCAGUUAGAAAUUAUUAUGCACAAUAUCAAACCGUGUUAUGCUAGCGCUUUAAUUGCAGUGCCUGAUCUUAAAUCUAUUGAGGUCUUACGUACGGCUUGUAAAAAUUAUGAGAAUGUACAGUCUUGUCUUAAUAAAUAUCAUGAACCUCCUAAAAUAAAUUCAGCCACACUAGCACCCGAAUUUGCAUUUAAGCCACUCACUAAUUUAGCAGAAAAAAAUAAAAUGUACUAUUCUGCCACUAAUAAAUUUAAUUGCAAUAAAGCUUAUAAUAAUUAUAAUAAACCUAUACCUAAUUCAAGUAACCUUUAUAAAAAAUAUUCUCCCAAUUCUAAUGUUUUAAACAACACUUAUCCGCAACGGCAACAAAGAGUUUAUGGUCAUAAUAAACCAAUUGACGCUAUUCAAUAUGACGAAAGUAAACAAAAGUUUUGCCCCCGGUGUCGUGUUGAUACACACAACUUAAGACAAUGUACAGAAAAACGCAAAGUAUUUUGUUUCAAAUGUGGCCGUGAUGAUUACACAUUUUACACUUGUCCAGAUUGUACAAGUAUUCCGUCUAGUUCAAAAAACUAAUAAAGCAGAAUUGUAGCAACCUCCUCAACCACUCUAAUAAUACCGAUUGGAAACAGUGGUUGAAGUUUAUUAAUAAUUUUUUUAAUAGCUAUACAGUUGCUACAAUUCUACUUAAUAAACCACCUAACGACGUGCGACCUUAUUUAUCAGUCAAAAUAGGAAAUACAAAAUUUUGGGGGUUAUUAGAUUCUGGCUCAGCCGUCACCUUACUAGGCAAUAAUGCACACAACUUACUGAUAGAUGAAGGAUUUGCUGUGCGCACUGAUGAAAUAGUCUCUAUAACAGCAGCCGGUGGACAAAAACUUAAUUGCUUAGGAUAUAUUAAUCUCCCAUUUAAUUUUGAAAACAAUUAUUAUACUUUGAAGACAUUUGUAGUUCCUGAAAUAGAGACCUCUCUUAUAUUAGGUAUUGAUUUCUGGAAAAAAUUUAACAUAUGUCCAAAAUACAUCAACUGCAUUGAAUAUAAAAGAGAACUCACCGAUUAUUAUUCAAACACGAAUGAAUCAAUAUUAAAAUCUCAUAUACAUUCAUACGCAUCGCUUAAUGCCAACCAACGCUUGAUUGCUGACGACAUAAUUGAACAAUUUAAGGACGUUUCUUCCGAACGCAAGGGCUUAGGUUGUACUUCUCUUGUAUGUCAUUCUAUUGAUACGGGUGACACGAAACCUAUACGACAGCGUUAUUAUCGAAUGUCCCCUGUAAAGCAGCAAAUUUUAUGCCAGCAAGUUGACGAGAUGCUUUCAUUGGACGUAAUUCAGCCUUGUGAGAGCUCUUGGUCCUCUCCAAUCUUAAUUGUUAC
Molecule: messenger RNA, 3285 nt
Organism: Parnassius mnemosyne (clouded apollo)
Lineage: Eukaryota; Metazoa; Arthropoda; Insecta; Lepidoptera; Papilionidae
Source: the annotation of a GenBank genome assembly